AGAUGUAAAAAGAAUUUCUGACAGUGACAUUAUACUAUUUUAUUUUUGUGGUUAUAAAUAAAUCAAAACAGAUUUUACUCCUUACUAGUGUUAGUAUUCUAUUAUGCCGCGAGAAAGAAGUCGGUACCGGGAUAGGCGAAGCACGUCAUAUAGUUCUGAAUCAUCGUACGAGAGAAGAAGAUCAAAGAGCAAACAUAAACGUAGAUCGAGAUCCCGAGAUAGAUCAGAGUCUAGUAGUCACAAAAGGAGGCGAUCUUCAUCCCGUACUAGGUCUAGGAGAAGAAGUUAUACUAGAAGUCUUUCCAGAGAUCGCUACGAGUCUAGGUCUAAACGACGUUCUACAUCGAGGUCUCGUUCCAAACGAGAUCGAUCGCGGUCUCUGUCGAGUUCUAGAAGUAAAAAUAAGUAUAAACAAAAGAAGUCUAAGAAGAGGUCUUCGAGCAGCCGCAGUGGCUCGUUUGAUAUUGAGAGACCGACCCAUACAAAGUCUCUUGAUGACACAGAAACUAAAUUGGAGAAGGCAAUCAAAGCUGCUGAGGCAGUUGGGUUGACUAUGACGAAAAUCCCAACUUAUGAGUACAAGGAGGUUGAGAUCAAAGAGGAUAUGCCUACAAUUCUUGAUAGGAACCUGUUAGCCGAGUUGAACAGUGAAUCCUUUGUGCAGAGGACAUUCACUUCCUCUAGGGCCAAAAAACAGCCUCAAAAUAUUGUUAUUGAUUUAGAUUCUCAGACUGUGAAAGUACCUGAAAGUGAUGUGAAGCCUCCGGCAGAUGAUUCCAUUAUUAAUUUUGAUGAAAUACCAAGUGAAGAAGAACUUAGAGAAAUGUGGAUUCAGAAACUUUAUCACUACAGAAAGAAAAUGUUAGGUGGGGGUGAAGCAUAGAAAUAAAGAAAAAUAAACAAGAAAUUGGAUACCUCAUUACAUAAUCAGGAUGUGGUCAGGAUACAAUUAACAAACAAUUAUUGUUUAAACAACUUAUAAUAUAUGAAAUAUUCCAUCUCUUUGCAUGUCUUUUUUCUAUUGUAGAUACCUUAACUCUUAACCUUGGACUGAGAGCAUAAUUGCAAUUGUUAAGUCUUAUUGCAUAAGAUCUCUUACACAAUUAGAUGCUUUUUUUCUAAUAUUUUGCUAUCAAGAUGCAUUAUAUUUAUAGCUUUGUUUAAAUAAUCUUUAUAAAAUGUUGCAAAUAAUAUGUAUGAUGCAGGAAAAAUUUUAAGAUUAAAUUUUUCAUUAUUUUCAUGGGGUAAAAAUAUUACAAAGAUCUUGAGCCCAUUAUUCUAACAGUUUAUUCUGAUAAAACUUCACAUUCAGAUAACAUGUAAUAGGUGUGCUGAAGAUACAACAGUAUGUAACAACAGCUCUGUAGAAUCAAUAAAAACAAGUAACAACC
Molecule: messenger RNA, 1391 nt
Organism: Trichoplusia ni (cabbage looper)
Lineage: Eukaryota; Metazoa; Arthropoda; Insecta; Lepidoptera; Noctuidae
Product: serine/Arginine-related protein 53-like
Exons: 3
Coding region: 104-883 (259 amino acids)
Source: RefSeq, a predicted model, not a curated record